UGGUAGUAUUCAUUUAAUUAAGAGCUCACCUUAUUUUGAAAAUAUUUUUGUAAGCAAAGAAGAGCGAGAUUGCAUGGGAAUUAAAGUAUGCCAUUUUACUGAUCCUUCAUUAAUAAAUAUUGAAUAUAAUAAAGUUGAUAUCAAGUCUUCAAAAGUAUAUGAA
Messenger RNA from Racocetra persica, 163 nucleotides. The record is from the annotation of a GenBank genome assembly. Lineage: Eukaryota; Fungi; Glomeromycota; Glomeromycetes; Diversisporales; Gigasporaceae.